UGCUGAAAAAAGAGCUGGGGUGGUUUUCUUUUUGGAUCGACGCUUUAAUGAUGAGAUUGACAAACUGACUGGAUACAAGACAAAGUCACUCUUGUGCAUGCCCAUAAGAAACAGUGAUGGAGAGAUUAUUGGUGUUGCCCAAGCAAUAAAUAAGACUCCAGGAGGUGCCCCUUUUUCUGAUGAUGAUGAAAAGGUGAUGCAGAUGUACCUCCCUUUCUGUGGGAUUGCCAUAUCCAACGCCCAGCUAUUUGCAGCUUCAAGGAAGGAAUAUGACAGAAGCAGGGCUCUACUGGAAGUAGUGAAUGACCUCUUUGAGGAACAGACUGACUUAGAGAAAAUUGUGAAGAAGAUUAUGCAUCGGGCCCAGACCCUACUGAAGUGUGAGCGGUGCUCGGUGCUACUUCUGGAAGAUAUUGAAUCACCAGUGGUGAAAUUCACAAAAUCCUUUGAAUUGUUAUCUCCAAAAUGCAGUGCUGAUACUGACAACAGUUUCAAAGACAGCAUGGAAAAAUCAUCCUCUUAUUCUGACUGGCUAGUAAAUAAUAGCAUUGCUGAACUCGUCGCUUCCACAGGUCUCCCAGUGAACAUCAGUGAUGCCUACCAGGAUCCUCGCUUUGAUGCUGACGCUGAUCAAAUUUCUGGCUUUCACAUAAGAUCUGUUCUGUGUGUCCCUAUAUGGAACAGCACCCACCAAAUAAUUGGUGUAGCUCAAGUCUUGAACAGGCUUGAUGGGAAAUCCUUUGAUGAUGCUGACCAGCGACUGUUUGAAGCUUUCGUUAUUUUUUGUGGCCUGGGUAUCAACAACACAAUUAUGUAUGACCAAGUGAAGAAAUCCUGGGCAAAACAGUCUGUGGCUCUUGACGUGUUGUCUUAUCAUGCAACAUGUUCGAAGGCAGAAGUCGAUAAAUUCAAGGCAGCAAACAUCCCUCUGGUGUCAGAGCUUGGCAUUGACGAUAUCCAUUUUGAUGACUUCUCGCUCGAUGUGGAUGCCAUGAUUACUGCAGCCCUGCGGAUGUUCAUGGAACUUGGAAUGGUUCAGAAAUUUAAAAUUGACUACGAGACGCUGUGUAGGUGGCUUUUGACGGUGAGGAAGAACUAUCGGAUGGUUUUGUAUCACAACUGGAGGCACGCUUUCAACGUCUGCCAGCUGAUGUUUGCCAUGUUAACUACUGCAGGAUUUCAGGAGAUUCUAACUGAAAUUGAAAUUUUAGCUUUGAUUGUGGGAUGCUUAUGUCACGACCUUGACCACAGGGGAACCAACAAUGCCUUCCAAGCCAAGAGUGGAUCAGCCUUAGCUCAGCUCUACGGCACCUCUGCUACUUUGGAGCACCACCAUUUCAAUCACGCUGUCAUGAUUCUCCAAAGUGAGGGUCACAACAUCUUUGCUAACUUGUCCUCUAAGGACUACAGUGACCUUAUGCAGCUUCUAAAGCAAUCGAUAUUGGCAACAGACCUCACUCUGUAUUUUGAGAGAAGGACUGAGUUUUUUGAACUUGUCAGUAAAGGUGGUUAUGACUGGAAUGUAAAAAACCACCGAGAAGUAUUUCGAUCAAUGCUAAUGACAGCCUGUGACCUUGGAGCUGUGACCAAACCGUGGGAGAUUUCAAGACAGGCAACUGAGCUGGUAACCAGUGAGUUCUUUGAACAAGGAGACAGAGAAAGAUCUGAACUCAAACUCACCCCUUCAGCCAUUUUUGAUCGGAACAGAAAACAUGAACUACCCAGGUUGCAGCUUGAAUGGAUUGAUAGCAUCUGCAUGCCAUUGUAUGAGUGUCUAGUGAAGCUGAAUGUGAAACUGAAGCCUAUGCUGGACUCUGUAGCAGUAAAUAGAGGUAAAUGGGAGGAGCUGCACCAAAAAAGACUUCCUUCCCAGGCAGCAUCCUUGUCCUCCUUUUCCUCUAGCUUCACCAUGUCUCUCAAAGACAUAAAUUAAGCCUGCAAGUAUCAGUGUCACAGUAAGAGCUGUCUGAAAGGU
Messenger RNA from Ficedula albicollis (Collared flycatcher), 1975 nucleotides. RefSeq names its product phosphodiesterase 11A (gene PDE11A). Bases 98 to 1933 code for a protein of 611 amino acids. NCBI's taxonomy places the organism in Eukaryota, Metazoa, Chordata, Aves, Passeriformes, Muscicapidae. Gene Ontology annotation, molecular function: 3',5'-cyclic-nucleotide phosphodiesterase activity; protein binding. Gene Ontology annotation, biological process: signal transduction. The record is from RefSeq and is a predicted model, not a curated record. The transcript is spliced from 20 exons.